AUGUCAAAGACCGUGGCGGUGUGCAGUUAGUGUUGAGUUGAUGGCAAUUACAAUUGCGAAUUACUGCCACGGGUAUUGAUAAAUCGUUAUGAAUUAUUAAUAACCAGGUGGUCAUAGUUGGAUUCACGACAUGGCAUCUCGCAGAUGGUUUCAUCCCAAUAUUUCGGGUUUAGAAGCAGAACGUUUAUUAAUGGAACGAGGUUAUGAUAGUUCAUUUCUAGCACGUCCAAGCUCAUCCAACCCUGGUGAUUUUACAUUAUCUGUGAGACGGAAUGGUGAAGUGACUCAUAUUAAAAUACAAAAUACAGGAGAUUUCUAUGAUCUUUAUGGUGGUGAAAAGUUUGCGACGCUGUCUGAACUUGUGCAAUUUUAUAUGGAAAACGGAGGGCAAUUGCGUGAAAAAAACGGCGAAAUUAUUGAACUAAAAUAUCCUCUGAACUGUGCGGAUCCAACAACCGAAAGGUGGUUCCAUGGCCAUUUAUCAGCUAAAGAGGCAGAACGUUUAAUGCUGGAGCGAGGUAAAAAUGGAUCGUUUCUGGUUCGUGAAUCCCAAAGUAAACCUGGCGACUUUGUAUUAUCCGUGCGCACAGACGAUCGUGUUACACAUGUUAUAAUACGAUCUCAGGACAAUAAAUAUGAUGUUGGAGGAGGUGAUAAGUUUGAUAGUCUAAGUGAUCUGAUAGAACAUUACAAACGUAAUCCAAUGGUCGAAACAAGUGGAAGUGUUGUCCAUUUGAGGCAACCUUUUAACGCUACUCGUAUAAAUGCUAGUGGCAUUGAAAGCAGAGUGAGGCAAUUGCAUAAAGAAAAUGGCUGUUCGAACGGGUGGUUAUGUUGGAACGGAGCUAUCGUUAGCAACGAAGCUGGAGCAGGGCGUGGUAAAGGAAAAGCUGGUUUCUGGGAAGAAUUUGAGUCACUGCAACAAUUAGAAUGUCGUCACUUGUUUUCCCGGAAAGAAGGUUUACGCCCGGAGAAUCGCGCGAAGAACCGAUACAAAAAUAUCUUACCAUUUGAUCAUACGAGAGUGCGCUUAAAAGACGUCGAUCCAAAUAUUCCUGGAGCCGACUACAUUAAUGCUAAUUAUAUUAAGAACGAAGAAACAGACGGACAGCCUAGCGUAAUUAGCACUACUGGAGAUGCUGGUGCAUUUAAUAAAUGUUACAUCGCGACUCAAGGUUGCCUGCCGAAUACGAUACCAGACUUCUGGCAGAUGGUAUAUCAAGAAAAUACAAGAGUAAUAGUGAUGACCACCAAAGAAAUGGAAAGGGGAAAAAAUAAAUGUGCUCGUUAUUGGCCGGAAGAAGGUGAAUUUACAAAGUAUGGCGCUGAAUGGGAAGUACGUGCCUUGUCUCGCACUUCAACGGCAGACUAUACAUUGCGGGAAUUUCUGUUACAUGGGAACAAACCAUGUUUCGCAGAGUCUAGAAGGAUUUACCAUUACCAUUUUCAAGCAUGGCCAGAUCACGGCGUUCCAUCAGAUCCUGGAUGCGUAUUAAACUUUCUUCACGACGUUAACGCGAGACAAGAAUCAAUUGCUGCGUCUCUUACUUCAAAUGGUCAAAACGUACCUAGUAUAGGACCAAUUCUUGUACACUGUAGUGCAGGAAUUGGUAGAACUGGAACAUUUAUUGUUAUCGAUAUGAUCCUCGAUCAAAUCAAACGGCAUGGCUUGGAUUGUGAAAUCGAUAUUCAAAGAACAAUUCAAAGAGUACGUUCACAAAGAUCAGGAAUGGUUCAAACAGAAGCACAGUAUAAGUUUGUUUAUCUCGCUGUAUUACAUUAUAUUGAAACUGUAUCACAACGGAUGCAGGCAGAGCAGAAGUCUCUUCACUUAGGCAGAGAGUAUACUAAUAUUCGUUAUAAAAGUGAAACAAACGCUACUACAAAUAUGGGCGAUAUAUCUGUCCCUACGUGUACUACAACAACCCUUUCAGCUUCAGCACAUUUCACAUUACCUACUCCUGUCAGUAGUUUGAGGCCAAAGUAAUUACCAUUAAUGUCGGCCAAUCAAUGAGAUCUUUGAAAAGCAGAAAAGAGGCUUUGUUAC
Dufourea novaeangliae is the source of this 2047-nucleotide messenger RNA. RefSeq names its product tyrosine-protein phosphatase corkscrew. Gene Ontology annotation, molecular function: protein tyrosine phosphatase activity. The transcript has 12 exons. Gene Ontology annotation, biological process: protein dephosphorylation. Bases 131 to 1987 code for a protein of 618 amino acids. Lineage: Eukaryota; Metazoa; Arthropoda; Insecta; Hymenoptera; Halictidae. The record is from RefSeq and is a predicted model, not a curated record.